GUGGCUCCCCUCUAUAGAGAUGGUACAGCCUCCGUUCAUUCAUAAAAGUCUGGCAGACUAUAAAAGGAGGGGCUUGCACACGAGUCUAUCAGUUACCAGGUACAAACCUGGAAUAGAAGCAACUGAAGAAAAACUAUCUUUGACGAGCAGGCUGGUUAUUCUAUUAGCUGAGGAUAUUUUAAGACAUGUUUCUUAACCCUGACUUCGAUUCAAUGUCUCGCUGCAGCACAGAAUCUCCUGUCGGGGACACCCUGACGUACUAUCAGAAGACACAAGAUGACUCUUUCUCCAGGUCCUCAGCUUCGCCGUCAGAGAGCAGUGCACAGGUAUGAAUGAAUCAAGUAGUGAUGUCUGUGAUGCAAUGAUAAUAAUAUUCACACGCAACGAUGUCAACGACUAUUAAUUAAAAUAUGGUUGACUUUCAUCAUUUAUCAUUGUUAAUCAAUACUAUAUUAACAUAAAUGUGUGUGAAAUCAAUAAUAGGAAAUAAUUAAUUUAUUUGUCGAGAUUGUCAGCAAAUGGGUGGGUAAGUGGGAUAAAAGAUUUUACCAUAUUAUUCAUAUUUAUAUGAUGAACACCUAUUUCCUAUUCCAGAAUCCAAGAGUGAAAUAUUGAAAAUGCAAUAACACGCCACAGUGGGAGAGGAUUAAAAUUGUGUGUAUGAUCAUUUUCACGUCCUCAGACCAAAUAUGUAGCAUGUCCAUGCAGCCGUUAAUUUAGAUAAAUAAAUCCAUUCCGGAGACUUCACAGCAUCUCUGCGUCAGUGUUGACGUCAGUAAGAAUGAUAAAGUCAAAUAUUGGUUCGGGGGAGACUAUUUUUAGAUGGCUAGAUAUAUUUUAAGAAAACCCAUAUAUAGUUCAUACAUGCCAUAACAAUACAGCAUAAAGUCACAGACAUCCCCAAUACAAAUGUGGUAAUUACCUUAUGUCUAUGUCAUUAGAAUAACAUGUGUUUAGAAUGACUAGUUGUGCAGUAAAAUAAUUAAGUAAAUUGUGAUCAAAAUCAUUAGUUGUAAAUCAUUAAUAACUGUGAUAAUAUAUAACUUUGCAGGAGCUCUGCCCAGACAUGGAUAUACCAGCCACUUCAUUUGUUCCAACAGUGACUGCAAUUUCCACUACCCCGGAUUUGCAGUGGAUGGUCCAGCCGACUAUUAUAACAUCUGUCUCCCCAUCUCUGGGUAGCAAGCAAGCCAAUGAAGUGCAGAGCUCUCACCAGGCAACACCCAAAGCGGGCGGGAGCAGGGGGAAAAACAAUGGCAGAAAGGGGAAAAUCGAGCAGGUUGGUUGGCGCUUUUCAGAUUGCAAAUAAAAUAAAACAUAUUCACUUGUGUGAACAUCUAAAUCAAUCUUAAUUUCCAACAGUGCAGCAGCAGCAUUGCAUGCUCUCCAAGAGCAGUGUAUUUGGCUGUGUGCCGAGCUCAGGCAGUCCAUUUAUAUUCAGAUCACAGUGAGUCUGCAACAAUGGUCUAUUUUUAGACGCAUUGCAGAGAAAGAUGCUUUUGCUACUCUCCAGAGGGGGAAUUGGCAACGGAAGUCUGAGAUUAGGAGAUGAAAUGGACAAAUUAUUCAAGGUUUUUCUCUGAAUCUCACAGCUCUCUCCAGAGGAAGAAGAGAAGAAGAGGGUGAGGAGAGAGAGGAAUAAAAUGGCUGCAGCCAAGUGUCGCAACAGACGGAGGGAACUCACUGAUACACUGCAAGCUGUAAGUUAACCCUUGGACAUCAUGCUAAUCACAGUACCAUCAUUUUAAACGUUUAUCUAUUGUUAUGAUUGUUUACAUUUCCUGUGUUCCGCAUUUUGUUUAUUUUCAAAGGAAACUGAUCAGCUGGAGGAGGACAAAGCAGCUCUGCAGACAGAGAUAGCCAACCUCCUCAAAGAGAAAGAGAGGCUGGAAUUUGUCCUCACUACUCAUAAACCUGUGUGCCAAAUUGCAGAAGAACUGGACUCCAUCUUCUUGGAGCCCAGUGGGUCUCCCGAGCUACCCUCCAGCCCAGAGGGGAGUAAUCUCCCUGAGGACAGUGCUCAGGAAGCCCCCUCGCUUCAGGACAUGGACAUCCCCAGUGACCCGUCCACAGCCAUCUCUGGGAACUCCAACAUCCUACUCUGUGCAAGUGCUGAAGUGAACAUCUGCGACCUUGAGCCCUCAUUGGAUAUGAAGGAGGGGCUCCUGGACAAUCUGCUGCCCAGCAUGGAGGAGAAAGUCCCUACAGAGACUGCCCGCUCUGUACCAGACAUUGACCUUAGCGGCUCCCUUGGGGUUACGGACUGGGAAACCCUGUACAAAUCUGUGUCUAAUGACCUAGAGCCUCUGAGCACUCCGGUUGUGACCUCGACCCCCACCUGUAGUAGCUACCUGUCCAUUUUCACAUUCUCCUGUCCCGAGCUCGACUCCCUUGGAGAGGGGUUUGACGGUCGCAAAAGUGCAGUGGGCAAGGCUGAAUCUGUUGAUAUCCUCAACUCUCCAACCCUGUUGGCCUUAUAA
Molecule: messenger RNA, 2480 nt
Organism: Coregonus sp. 'balchen'
Lineage: Eukaryota; Metazoa; Chordata; Actinopteri; Salmoniformes; Salmonidae
Source: the annotation of a GenBank genome assembly